UUCACGUUUAUGUAAAAAUGUUGGUGGCAGUUUUGCGGACGUGUGCGAGACAGCGAUCAGCUGUUUACAAUGUUCAGUCUGUGUCAGCUGUGCGCUGUUUGUUUACAACCCAAACAAGGUUAAAACGCCGGAAAGUUGGUGAAGAAAAGAAAUCAGAUAGAAUAAUUGAAUAUUCUCCGAAGAAAAAAAAUGUGGUGGAUAUAUGGCGUUACAUGACGGUUGAUGAAUUAGCGCAAACGAUGAGUCGACCGCUAGAGGAUAUACAGGAAGCUAUGUUAUUUGUAAAAAAUGCUAAAAAUAUUGAACCUGAAGCCACAUUGGAAGAUAUCAAAAUUAUACAAGAAAUUGUUAGUAAAUGCGGUAGCAAAACACGUAUCGUGCCUGCGCCAGAUAACAAAAUAGAAACUGAAAAAAUACGUGACAUAACGCCAAGACCACCUGCACCACCAGAAGCGAUGCAAAUAAGAUCACCUGUGGUGACGGUUAUGGGACAUGUCGAUCAUGGCAAAACCACACUCUUGGAUACUUUGCGAGGUUCUGCUGUGGCAGCCGGUGAAGCUGGUGGCAUAACACAACAUAUUGGUGCAUUUACGGUGACGCUUGAAAAUGGAGAAAAGGUGACGUUUUUGGAUACACCUGGUCAUGCGGCUUUUAGUGCAAUGCGUGCACGUGGCGCUAAUGUGACGGAUAUCAUCGUUUUGGUUGUUGCAGCCGAGGAUGGUGUUAUGGCACAAACGAAGGAGGUUGUUAAGCUUGCACAAGAUGCAAAAGUUCCCAUUAUUGUUGCUAUCAAUAAAAUUGAUAAGCCCGAAGCAAAUAUUGAGAAAACAAAAAGAGAUUUAAUGAUGAUGGGCUUGGUGCCUGAAGACAAAGGCGGCGAUGUACAAGUCAUUCCAAUAUCAGCUUUAAAAGGUACAAAUUUAGAAUUAUUAGCCGAGGCAGUUAGCACGCAAGCCACUCUCAUGGGCUUGAAGGCAGAUUACACAGGAUUAGUGGAAGGUGUUGUUGUUGAGUCGAAAACAGAUGCUAGAAGAGGAAAUGAGAACGCACCAACUCAAAAGGAAACAAAAGUAAAUUACACGGAAAUAAACAUUUACCCAGUUGGAAUGCAUAAUAUAACAGAAUAUAAUAAAGUCCUAAAACAGCAGGAAAACAACUUAUUAACCCUUUUGGAACACACACAUAUAAUUGGCACACCAAGCACACCACAUCUACAGAAGCAACCCCUUCAACCACGCAGUGGCAAUAAAAUCAAUCUUAUUAAAACAUUUACAACAGCUUAG
Teleopsis dalmanni is the source of this 1283-nucleotide messenger RNA. Its product is annotated as translation initiation factor IF-2, mitochondrial-like. Bases 18 to 1283 code for a protein of 421 amino acids. The record is from RefSeq and is a predicted model, not a curated record. NCBI's taxonomy places the organism in Eukaryota, Metazoa, Arthropoda, Insecta, Diptera, Diopsidae. The transcript has 7 exons. Gene Ontology annotation, molecular function: GTPase activity; GTP binding.